GCACAAAAUGAAGCUUCAGAUCGCAUUUCCCAGUUAGAAAAAGAUAUCCAAGGUAAAAAAAAUGAAAAUGAUGAAUUAAAUUUAAAGUUUGACCAAUACAAACUUGAUUCAGAAAGUAAAGUAAAAUCUUUACAAAAAACCAUUGACGAGCUCAAGGCAGCAGGUCAAGAAACAAUGAAUAUUUACGAAGAGAGAGUUUCUUCCUUGGAACAACAAGUUGAAGAAUUAAAAAAGGCUGGUGUUGAAACAAUAACUUUAUAUGAAGAGGCAACAGCUAGAAUUGCUGAACGUGAAGAUAAAAUUAAUUCAUUGGAAAAGGAAGCAGAAGAAUUAAGAUCUGCUGGCGUAGAAGCAAUAGAUGUAUAUGAAAAAACAAUCGAAGGAACCAAAAAGGAAGUUGAAGAAUUGAAGAAUCAAUUAACUAAAAAGGAGGAAACUAUUACAACAUUAUCAAAAGAAAUAGAUAAAUUACAGCUAGUACAAAAAGAGUUGGCAGAAGCUAAAGUCAAAUUGGAAAUGAAUGAUAAACGAGAAGAAGGGCUUCGAAAUGAAUUAGCAGAUUUACAGACUGGAUUGGAACAUAUGAUGCGUGCGGAUGCAAAAUCAAGAGAACGCAUAUAUCAAUUGGAAGAUGAUGUUCGUGAGUCACAAGCA
Messenger RNA from Rhizophagus irregularis DAOM 181602=DAOM 197198, 654 nucleotides. The record is from RefSeq and is a predicted model, not a curated record. Lineage: Eukaryota; Fungi; Glomeromycota; Glomeromycetes; Glomerales; Glomeraceae.